Messenger RNA from Fimicolochytrium jonesii, 3801 nucleotides. RefSeq lists its product as uncharacterized. The record is from RefSeq and is a predicted model, not a curated record. NCBI's taxonomy places the organism in Eukaryota, Fungi, Chytridiomycota, Chytridiomycetes, Spizellomycetales, Powellomycetaceae. Gene Ontology annotation, cellular component: centrosome; ciliary basal body. Gene Ontology annotation, molecular function: protein binding. The transcript is spliced from 14 exons. The coding region runs from base 1 to 3483 and encodes 1160 amino acids. Gene Ontology annotation, biological process: epithelial cilium movement involved in determination of left/right asymmetry.
AUGCCCACCUCCCUCCAGUUGCAGAUGAACAGUACCACGAACCCCUCGGCUAUUAAGGCGUUGUACAAUUCCAUCACUUUCAUUUGCAUCGGACCGCUUUUGCAGGACGUACCGGAGGUGGACGUUAGCGUCCCGUUCACGGGUGAGGGGAAUGACACGGAUUUCGUAGAGCUGAUGCAUGGGUUCCGGGAUCCGCAGGCGGGAGAGAAAAAGCCUCUCUUCCUCCAAGCAAUGGCCUCCACGGGUCUAGCGGCGCCCGCACGCUUCUCCGAUGCCGGCACAAUGAGUAGGCAGGAGCUGCGCGCAAGGCUGUUCGACACCCUGCGCUCCGCUGGCGUCGCUGACAAGCUAAAGUCUCAACUCCGCGCCAAAAUAGUAGCAGAACUCAAAAUGCGCGUCCACGCAAACCCGCCAAGCCUCCCACCCGCACACGGUCUCGCGCACCCAAAAGCAUUCGGAAACCCGCUCUAUGCAGAUCCGUCCCUACAGCAACCCAGCGGCCGGCUGUUGUACCAGGUUCUGGAUAAUCUGGUGCAGGGGUAUUUGAAGCAUCGCGGGUUUGAUUUCACGCUGUCGGUGUUUUUGCCGGAGAGUGGAUUUGUUGGUUCGAGUUCGAGUGGGAUAUUGUCGGACGAGGAUGUGAUGCAGGCAUUGCAUCUGGACCAACGGACCCCAUUCUAUCGGCAACUACGCGACUUAAUGGAGCAGCCCUCCAACCGUCUUCAUGACCACAGCCGCACAGAAAACAAAGCAGCACUCCUAGUAAACCUCAUCGCUAGCUUGGUUCGCCUCGGCGACCUCCAACCGGUCUCCCAGUCCACCCAAACCGACCAUUCACCCCUCGAUACCCUCGAAUACCGCCUAAAAGACGCCGACAAACACGCGGAGAUGAAAUCCCAACACCAAACCAAACUGCACACCCUCGCCCUCGAAGAGCGGAUGCUACGAUACCAACAAGAUCUGGACGCCCGAACGAACCGCGAGAUGGAGCAGCGGCUGACGGAGUUUCGUGGCGUUGAGCUUGUGCAGAUGCGGAUGGAGGAACGAAAACGAUAUGAGGCGGAGAUCAAGACUUUGCAGGCGGGAUUUGAACGGCAGAAGGCGGAAUUGCAGGAGAGGGUUUUCGUGGCGGUGGAGGAGGAGAGGAUGAGGAUGGCGGAACGUGAAAAGCAAAUCACCGAACAAAACACUGCACUCCGUCAACGCCUCCUCGAAGAAUCCAACAUUGCCGUGAUGAAAGAGACCACUCUCCGCACGCAGGCUGAUCUUGCCGCGCAGCAGGUCCGGCUGGAGCGUGAUGCUUUGCAGAGACGGUGUGACGAGGCGCAGAGGGAGGUGGAGAGUUUGAGGGGGUUGAGGGUUGUGUUUGAGGAGAGGGUUAAGGGCUAUGGCAAACACUCCAGUGAAGAACACCACCAAAACUCAACCACCAUCGAAAUCGAGCGUGCUAGACUCGAUGCCGACCGCCGUCACCUCCAAGAAAAACUAGAUCAACAUAAUCGCGAGAUGAUACAUGCGAGAACAGACGCGGAGGACGCACGUAAGCAGCUUGCAGAGGCCAGGGAGCUUAUCAGGGGCUUGCAGGUGCAGAAGGGUGGUGCGGUAGAGGAGGGGAAGGUUUUGACGGAUCUACAACCGAACAUGGUAUCCCUUCGAGCCGAGCUGCAGAAAAUCACGCGAGAACACACGAAAGCCGAAAAGGCCGCAUUACAGCGAAAAGAAGAGGUGAAGAAAGAACUAGCAAAGUACCGCCGUUCCGAGCAACGGUGGCAAAGGGAGUGUCAGGGGUUGGUUAUGAAGCUUGAUGCGGAGAUCAACCGCAACGAACACCUAACCCGCAAAAACGAAGAAAAAACCCUCACCGUGAAACAGAUGCGCCGCGAGACAGCUGAGUUGAGGUUGUUGUUGCAUCAUACCCGUGAAGCACUCGACAGCAAAUCACUUCCGGACGCUUACCCGCCCAUAACAACCACACUAAUAAACCACCGCUCACACCCCGAAAUCGACUCCUACGCUCUAGAUUUCACCUACGACACGUUCCGCCCCCUAACAGCCCCCUCACUGACUUUUGAUACGCAUCGGGAUCCGCACCGACGCGUGGUACCGAACGUCGAGGAUGUCUUGACGAGGGCGUCGAGUCCACGGAGAGGGUUGAGUCCACAGAGAGGUGGUGGUGAAGGGGGUCGUUGGGGCGAGGCGUAUGUACCGAGGUUGGAUUCGGAGGUGGUGGCGAGGAUUGACGCGGGGGCGUUGGGGUUGGUUGUUUUCGAUGGGGGUGACGGGGGUGUGGGCAAGGGACUGGACGCGGUUGAGGGUGUGCGAGGCGGGAGUGAUGCUGUGCGGGAUGACGGGGGUGUGCGUGCGGCGACUGUGGCGCCGUCGUCUCGGCUUACGACAAUGGAUGCGGAUGAUGUGGGAGUGUCUCGUCUUGGCACAAGUUUGAAACAGUCUGCGGACAUACGCAAUCAGGAGGAAGACACUCAGCGUAGGAAACGGGAGGAUGUGGCGCGCCGUGAGCGGGAGGAAGCCGCGGCUGCUGACCAACGUCGCAAUGAAGCGGAUGUCCACCAGAAGCAACGACAACAAGAACAAGAGCGCCAAGAACAAGAACUCGACCGCCAAAAACUCGAAUCCGAAGCCGCAGCCCAAACCCUCGCCUUCGAAGCCCAAAGCCGUGCCGCAGAAGAAGCCGCCGCAAACGAAAGAGAGGAACGCACCCGUCUCGCCCUUGAAGCCGAAGCCGAACAAAAGCGGGCCCGCGAACAAGCCGAAGCAGAGAAAGAAGAACGCGACCGUCUAUCCCGUCUCGCCCUCGAAUCCGCGCAAAUCGCCAAACGGCUCGCCCGACAACAGGAACUGGAUGAGCUGGACCGGAAGGAAAGGGCGAGGGAGAGGGAGUGGGGGGAGAGGGAGAGGAGGGCUGCUGGGGGUGUUGGGGCUGUUGGGUCGGGUGGGCGGGGUAGUGCGGGGGGUGUUGGGCGUGGGGAUGUGGAGGAUAAUCGUAGACAGGCCGGAGGGGACGAUGCCACCACCCCCACGAAAGACGAUCAACCACAACCGCAACCAAUCCCCAAAGAAUCAGAAACAGACCGCAAACUAGCCGAAGCAGAACAAGACCCGGAUCUGCAGCGGUUUGUGGAGAUGGUUAAGCGGCGGAGGGCGGAGAAUGCUGCUGCUGCUGCUCCAGCUUCAGCUUCGGGUGACACUGGCGGUGGUGGUGGUGCGGCGGCGGCGGGUACGCAGAAGGAGAAAGCAGGCCCCUUAUCGGCUGAUAUGGGUGGGGACACGAAACCAGUGGCAUCGUCGUCGGUUAAGGGGCAGGUGGAAGAUUUUAUGAAAGCUAUUGAUGCGUCCUCAGCCUCAGCCCUCCUCUCCAGCACCCGUUCCUCCAUCUCCGGGCUUGGGUUUGGGGUGGGGGAUACGGAGGAUGAAGUCAGCGCUCCGGUGUUUGAUGAGACCUCCGAUGAUGAGGAUCCGUGGUGAAUAUGUCGGCUUUUCGAGUAUGGGUCGCGGAGCGGGGUUUCGGCACCGGCUGGCUUGUGUGCGUGUGUGCGCACAUUAUACCCUUCUUUUGGCUGGCCACAUGGGGUGCGAGGCAGAACAGAUGUGGAGAGAAUGGACACGUUGGGACCUUGGCUUUGACGAAUGUACCAUACCGGUGUUGUGUAGGGUAUCAAACCUUGUUGUAUAUUUUUAUGUGUCAUGUACCCAUCUAUCUAUUCUAUCUUAGAAGCAUGUAAAUUAUGAACCCGACUCGAUGUAUACAAUAAUGACAUACGGAUACUGUAGUUGGUGAUGAUA